Molecule: messenger RNA, 1028 nt
Organism: Balaenoptera musculus (blue whale)
Lineage: Eukaryota; Metazoa; Chordata; Mammalia; Artiodactyla; Balaenopteridae
Gene: PQBP1
Product: polyglutamine binding protein 1
Exons: 7
Coding region: 173-970 (265 amino acids)
Biological process (GO): alternative mRNA splicing, via spliceosome
Cellular component (GO): cytoplasm; nuclear body
Molecular function (GO): protein binding; ribonucleoprotein complex binding
Source: RefSeq, a predicted model, not a curated record
UUAGCGUAGCCCAGUUUCCUCCAGGCUCGGAGAGAGAGGACCUCGUUCUGGGCAUUGGGAGAAGAGAAUCGUGUAGUCCUGGCAAUCAUAGAAGCGACGAGAGAGAGAGAGACGGCCACUCUAUCAGCUUUCCACUACCCGCGUGACUGUAUUGGUCUGUCUGCUAUCCGCUAUGCCGCUGCCCGUUGCGCUGCAGACCCGCUUGGCCAAGAGAGGCAUUCUCAAACAUCUGGAGCCCGAACCGGAGGAAGAGAUCAUUGCCGAGGACUAUGAUGAUGACCCUGUGGACUAUGAGGCUACCCGGUUGGAGGGCCUGCCGCCAAGCUGGUACAAGGUGUUUGACCCUUCCUGCGGGCUCCCUUACUACUGGAAUGCGGACACAGACCUCGUGUCCUGGCUGUCCCCACAUGAUCCCAACUCCGUUGUUUCCAAAUCUGCCAAGAAGCUCAGGAGCAGUAAUGCAGAUACUGAGGAGAAGUUGGACCGGAGCCAUGAGAAAUCGGACCGGGGCCACGAGAAAUCGGACCGAGGUCACGAGAAGUCAGAACGCAGCCAUGAGAAGUCAGAACGGAGCCACGAGAAGUCUGACAGAGACCGGGAGCGUGGUUAUGACAAGGUGGACAGAGAGCGAGAGCGGGACAGGGAUCGGGACCGGGACCGCGGUUAUGACAAGGUGGACCGGGAAGAGGGCAAAGAACGGCGCCACCAUCGCCGGGAGGAGCUGGCUCCCUACCCCAAGAGCAAGAAGGUGGCAAGCCGGAAGGAUGAAGAAUUAGACCCCAUGGACCCCAGCUCGUACUCAGAUGCACCCCGAGGCACGUGGUCAACAGGACUCCCCAAGCGGAAUGAGGCCAAGACGGGUGCAGACACGACAGCAGCCGGGCCCCUCUUCCAGCAGCGCCCUUACCCAUCCCCGGGGGCUGUGCUCCGGGCCAAUGCCGAGGCCUCCCGAACCAAGCAGCAGGACUGAACCUUCCCCACCCCCACCCACUCUGGGGUUUUUAAUAAAAGCUUUUCGGUGGAUCAUG